Messenger RNA from Homarus americanus (American lobster), 6032 nucleotides. RefSeq lists its product as uncharacterized. Gene Ontology annotation, cellular component: cytosol. NCBI's taxonomy places the organism in Eukaryota, Metazoa, Arthropoda, Malacostraca, Decapoda, Nephropidae. Gene Ontology annotation, molecular function: protein binding. Gene Ontology annotation, biological process: canonical Wnt signaling pathway. The record is from RefSeq and is a predicted model, not a curated record.
CCUCCAGUUUAGUUUCCAUCACGACUCCCAGGAGAGCGGAGUGUCGGCUGCGUGCGCGCACUACACCGUCACGUGAACUACCCGCCCCCACAACUCAACACUUGCCUGUGUGUCCGCUACGGGAUACUGUUUAAAGAUUUUAUAGUGAAGAGAAAGUAGUUUGUGUGUGACGAGUGAAGGUGUUGUGUGGUGUGCCAAGACUCACCAGUAAGGAUCUUCUCCUGGGACAGUGACGAGGGAAAAAUCUUGCAAGACAGUGACGCGCGACGGGAGUGACCAGCCAGGUACACUCGUUAACACCACCUUGACUCGCACCUGCAGUCUGUCCUGGUGUUAUAAAUAUACCCUGUUGUCUCACGGUGGUGAACUAAGACGCUCGUCAUCAGCUGUGUACUGACACCAGGACACUGACACUCCACCCCAGAGGCUCUUGUGACCGCAUAACACUUCUCCUUAGAGGCUAUUAGCAAGAGCAUACCCCCCCCUCCCAGGAGAGGCCCUCCCUGUCACUGAACUUUUGUGAUACUACUGUAGGUUCUCUGGCCGCCGUAGCAGGAGCGGGCGGGUGUGUGUUAUGGUGUAGCCUAGGUGAGUGUAGGUGACCGUGGGGGCAGGAGCCGCCGCCCAACACCUGCUGGAUGCCCGUCAGAGACGCCACCACUUCCCUCCCUCCCAACAAGUCACGUUCCGGGAUGUUCAAGUGGAUGAUAUCAGGCCAUAAAGGUCACAAACACAAACAAGAAAAGCUCAACAACUCCUCCGUCACUAACAAGAACAGGAACAAUCUCAAGCAACAGGUCACGGAGGAACAGCUGACGCAACAGAACAACGCUGCCCUGCACAUCACAGAGGCCACGGACGGUACCUAUAACACAACUACUGUCAAUAACCACGUGAAUAACAACCAACAACAAGCAGAACAGCUCUCACAACAGCAACAGCAGAACGGAGAUAUCAACCAAAACUUAGAGAAAUGUGAUAAUAUCAUCCCCACAAACGGAUUAUCUGGCAGUGUGGAAAGUGAUGUGCCUCCUCCACCACCCGCUUCCCGCCCACCUCCACCGCCCUUACACCCACCACCACCCGUGCCGCCCCAUGGCCAGCCCCUGCCACAACCCCCUCAACAGCCUCUGCCGCCCGUGCCUGGUCACCGGCAGGAGGAACAUGUGUACCAUCAAGAGCUUCCCCCCCAGGCCCCGGGCACCUGCACCCUUCCAAGAAGAGGAAUCGUUAGAGAGGAACCCAACGGUCGCUACAGAUCUCCCUCCAACCCUCCACCAGCGUCCCGCCAGCCCCCGCCCUACUCCAGACAUCAGCCCCCAGACCCUCUCAGGAGGCCUCGUGGUCCAUACCAGCCCCCGCCUCCUCCCAAAAUUGAUAUCAGAGAACCCCGAGAACGGGACCUGCGAGGUCUCCACGGUGGCAGGGAGUCCCGCGACACAGAUCACAGAGACGUACGAAACUCGCGCAACUUGGAGGACACAGACCCCAGGGACCUAAGAGAUCCUAGGGAACGUGAUUCAAGAGAUCACUGGGACGGAAGAGACUUCCGAGGAUCUCACGACUCGAGAAGCCACCAGGAUCCCAAGGAUGUACGAGAUCCUCGCCACUUCCGAGAGAUAAGAGAGUGUUGGGAAAGACGGAACUCUGGAGUGCCCCGAGAAGACCACCUCACGAGUUCCGCUCUGCCUCGCCCACAGUAUGAGUCCUGGACGCCUCAAAAUAACAGAUGGUCGACUCGGGAUCCAGACUCAGGGUUCGACUCUCUCAACUCUCCGGCGAUGGACGCUGGUCCCCGCUCCUUAGAUUCUCCAAGUGGACGUAAUGGACGCCCAAUGACGGCUGCAGGGAUCGCCUCUGCUGACACUCCAUACUCACAGUCAACUGAGGACUUGCUCAAUGCCUCCAGAACCUCACCGGUGUCCAUGUCCUCAGUCACAGCGUCUACUUCCUCUGUGUCGUCCUCACCCGUUCAGUACCCAACAAUCCGUCCAGCAAAACAGCCUUGUGUAACCGGAGCCUCGCAUAGUUCACCACAUCCUCAUUGCUCACCACAUCCCCCCAGUGAGUCCCCACACGGACUGGGUCUCCCUCAUCACCAUUCAACGCCUGUAGGACCUCAGCGAUCUGCAUCACCUGAGGGAGCUCUCCUCUCCGACAGCGUGUACCCUCAACACGAGACUCAGCCCCGCUAUGCCGAGAUCCCAGACGUCAUUGAAUCCAGAAAUAAGGAGGACCGGCUGAACCAUCGGCUCUCUCGUGACUUACGAGACAUUAGAGAUGUGCGUGACUUAAGAGAUGGCAGAGAUCUAAGAGAAUCCAGAGAGAUAAAACGAGAUAUGAGAGACUUCAAAGACAACAGGGAACAGCGGGACAUGAGAAACAACAGUGAACCCAGAAGUAAUAAAGACACGAGAACGUCAAGGGAACUCAGAGACACGAGCUUACCGCGGGACUUAAGGGACAACCGUGACUCCAGAGUUUACAUGGAGGUGCGGGAGGAGAGACACGUUCGUGACGGAGAGACGAGGGGCUACCGAGAACUCUCAGUGGACGUCGAGGAUCAUGAUGUCCUGGAGUCUCGUCAGGAGAGAUUGAGAGGUCGUCGGGACUCUCGUCAAUACGCGGGAGAGCGUUCAGAAGGGGGCAAGGAGGUGAGGUUUAGUAGUGAUCCAAGUGAUGGACUCCGAGUGAGGGACGCCCCGUCCUUUGACCGUCGGGACAGGGACGCGGACGGCGCCGACGGACUUCAAGUAAUCGAGGAUCGACGAGGGUCUUCCCACACAAGGGAGGGAGGCCAGCAGGACUCCCGGCGUGGCGACGGUUGCACCUCCUCCUCCGUGUCCUGGAUGGAGUGGACUCAGCAGCUACAGGCGUACGUUGCGUGGGUCAACUCGCAGCUGAGGAAGCGAGGACGGCCACUCAUCUCUGACCUGAGGCGUGACCUCCAGAGCGGCGUCGUCUUUGCUGACCUCAUAGAAAUCAUUUCAGGGGAGCGAGUGGCAGGCAUCACCAAGGAGACAGAGAACAGCAGCAGCCCACAAAUGAUGCGAGAGAACCUGGAACGGAUUCUACAGUUCAUGGCAGCGAAGAGGAUCCGAAUGACGCACAUCACCAGUAAAGAGGUGACGGAGGGGAACCUGAAGAGCAUCAUGCGGAUCAUCUUGGCCUUGGCGGCGCACUAUAAGCCCCAGAGUGUCAAGUCCCCGCCUCACCACCAGGACCCCGCCUCCGUAGCCUCCACUACAAGGAGCUCCUCCCAACCCACCACACAUGCAGACGUUGGCGUGGGGCCGGACGCGCCCUCCUCCGCCCCGGAGAAGACGCCAAACCUGAGUGCCAACAGGCGGGCCAUCGUGACGAGCGGCGGGGGCGACGACCCUGGGGCUAUGAUGGGCUUACGUCGUCACCCCAGCAUGACAGGCGCCCCAGCCACGCCCCGGGACUCCUCCCCCGUCUACGAGAACCUCCCCAGGAGAGUCGCUCCCAAUCGGUGGGCGUAUGACUCCCUCAGAGCCUCUCACAAGUUCCAGUGGUCAGGGCCUCACGCGCACCGCUCUGGCCCUCCCUCCGUUCCGCCCAAAUCCAACCUUGAUGAAUCCUCAGACGACCCCCUUAACACAUCGUUUAACACAUCCCUUAAUACGUCUCUGGAGGGUGAGGUGGAGGUGUCGCCAGGUUCACGGAGCAACACGCGGCCGGCGGCCUUAAAUUUCUGGCAGGAUCUGACCAACCGACGCGACUCUGUCAACACUCCGCCAGACUCUCACCCUCCACCCCCGCCCUCACAGCCGCCUCCUGAUGACCCCGACAACCCCUUCAGGUACCACACCAUACACCGGAUGAGUGGCCGGCGAAAGUUGCCACAGAUCCCCGGGGCUGCGGGUCCGGGCAGCAGAGUCACCACCCCACAGGAGGGUAAGGAGAGUCCCAGAGGCCCCGAAGACUCUCCUCUGAAUCGCAGUGACGAGAGGCCAGGCGGGAGUGUGGGUGACGAAGGGUCACGGGAACCUGAGGGCCGCAGUCAAAAUUCUUCCCCAGCCACGAGCCUCGUCCGGGGGCCCACCCUGGACCAGUGGCCCAGAGAGAAGAACCCGCUGGACCCGUGGGAGCAGGAGGACCUGAAGGGCGUGUUGCGAGACCUGAACAAUACCAGGGACCAGCUGCUAGCCCUCCAGAACCUGGAGUUGGACCCUUCCUCACGGGGCAGUCAUGGACCCCGACCCUCAGACUUGGUUGAAGCCACGACGGCAUCAGUUAAGCAGGAGCUGCUCCACCUCUCCCUCGCCCGCCAGGCACUCGAGGCAGAGAAGAUGGAGCUGACGCGGCUGCUGGAGCAGCGGGAGAGCAUCAUCACGGAGCUGCGCAAACAGAUGCACCAACGGGACAAAACCAUCCAGGCACAGAGGACGCAGUUCGAGGAUGUCCUCAGGAAUGUCCAGAAUGGUAAGCGAGUGGUAGGUGUGGGAGAGAGCCCAACAGGGAGGGCUGGGGUGCCUGCCACUGCCAGGGAGGACCUCCAGCUGGUCAGGGAUGCCAUCGUCUCUCUCAGGAGUAACUUCAGGGAGACAGAUCCCAACCAGCAUACGCUCGACACCCUGGAACAAGCCAUUGCCAUCCUCAUAGAGCGAGGCAGUGUUGGUGUGGGUGGCAGCGGAGGCAGUGGUGGAGGUGGAGGGGGAGGUGUCAGUGUUAAUGGCAGCACAGAUAAGACUUCCCGCUCGGGCGAGAAGCGUCCAUCUGUCAACGAUUGUAAGCGAGGAUGACAUUCUUCCCGGGGUGGAUGGAAAGAUCAUCGCCUGGGUGGAAGAAGAUGCAGACUGAGAGAUGAAGAUGCUGAAAAAUGGAAAGGGGUGAUGACGACCAGAAGAAGGUGAUGAAGAUACUAAACAUUAUGCAGAAUGGUAAAGAGUGGAGGAUCAUACUGAGGAAUGGAUAAAAAUUUGGAGAAAUAGAGAAGGAUGGAAGAGUAAUUAUGAAGGGAGACACAAAGAUAUCAGACUUGAAGGUGAAUCCUGCUUGGACACUGAUAUAUAUUUUAUCCCAUCACAGUACAGUACUACAUAUUACAGGUGAACAUGUAUAUUUGUACCAAUUACUCCAAUGAAGUGAAAUUCAUUUGUAGGAUUCCUACUGGUAUCACUUAAAUACCGGUAGGUGUGGCUACUGGAUACUUUAACAAAAAAAUUUACUCUGCUUAUUGCCCUUGGGAUAAAAUGUUAGUACACUGUGCAAUAGUACAGGUAUCUCUCCUAAGAGUAACUCUCAGACGUGCAAUAUGAAUGAACACUGCAUAAAUUAUAGCUUCAGCAUUGUGUUCAUGAUCUUGUUUUAUCAUUUUCAAUAUAAGUCGGAUGAAUUUUGUUAAGAUACCCUGUACUGUAUUAGGACACAUUAUUCUAUGGUUGCUGUUGUAUCUCAUAUAUGUAAAUGUGAAUGGAUGAAAGAAUUUUAUAUAUACAGUAUUUCCUUGGUUCUGUGUGGUAUAUAAUUAAGGUUUUCUGUAUUUUAUCAGACAGUGUGUGACUUCAUUGUCAAAGCCAAAGAUAGUAAUGUAUUUACCAUUUGUUGAGCUCCAAAUACUUGUACAGUAGUUAGUACAGUACACUUUACAUUAACUACGGCUGCCUGUCCCAAAGACAAAAAAGUUAAUGGCAUUUACUUCUCAUUAAAUGCAUUGUAAGGUCAUAUUAUGUGAAUUACUAUAUUUGUUAUCAUUAAGAAUAGUUCCUGUUUUCUUCACAGCUUAUGUAUAUAAUGUUCUCAGGAACCAAGAACUAAUAUAAUAAGGUCUUCCUCUGACAAUUUCUUUUUCAUAAAAGAAAAUGCAUAAUUUCAUCCUUAAAGCAGAUUUAAUUUAAACAUUUUUUUCUAUAUCAUAUUGUAUAGAAAUUAAACGUAAAAAUUAUCUCUUCUUUGUGUUCUUGCAGUAUGGCAUGCAGUGUUAUAAUGAUGCAGCAUUAUUCUGAUUAGCGACAAUGUAAAUAUUUUUGUAUCAUUUAUUAUUAAUAAAAAAUGAAACUUAAAUUGCA